AUGGGAUUCCUCUUGAGCCUCUCUACAAAGGAGAGAAACUGGAAGCUGUUCGAGGCGGCUUGGCAGGGGGCAGUGGGGGAGCUGAGGGCGCUGGUCGCCGCAGGGGCCGACGUGCUGGCAAAGGACGGGGGGUGUGGGUGGGAUGGGACCGCCCUACACUGUGCAGCACAGCACGGACAUGUGGAGGCGGCGAGGUUUCUCGUGGGUGCCGGUGCGGCAGUGGAUGCCAGGGACGUCGACCAGAGGACGCCUAUGCAUUUCGCUGCAGAGAACGGCCACGCAGCUGUGGUGGAGGUGUUGCUAGCGGCCUCCGCUGACCCCAAUGCCACGGAUCUCACUGGGUGGACACCGCUGCUCUGGGCGGCAGCGAGGGACCACGCAGAUGUGGCAGCUUUGCUGCUCGCAGCAGGGGCCGAGAGAGGGACCAGAAAUGUCGAUGGGCGCACAGCCCUAGAUUUCGCCAGUGAGAACAACAAUAGGAGGCUCAUGGCGAUGCUGUCUUUGAGGCAGCCAGCCUAA
Messenger RNA from Schistocerca americana (American grasshopper), 519 nucleotides. RefSeq names its product GA-binding protein subunit beta-1-like. Bases 1 to 519 code for a protein of 172 amino acids. The record is from RefSeq and is a predicted model, not a curated record. Gene Ontology annotation, molecular function: protein binding. NCBI's taxonomy places the organism in Eukaryota, Metazoa, Arthropoda, Insecta, Orthoptera, Acrididae. The transcript has 2 exons.